AUGUUCCAACCACGUUUCGAUAGAACUCGUACUACAUGGCUAGAGACUAACUCUAAUUUUUUAUACCAAUGUUUUUUCGUCGUUUGGCUCUGUUGUUUUUUUAUAAAAUUUUCUGGUGCAUCACUGGUUGAUAAUAAAUUAAAGUUGAAUAUAGUACCACGAACAGGUGUGGUCGCUCUCGCUGCCCCUACUUUUAAUUAUGGUCAUAUUGAUCGUGCAAAGGCUCGAACAAAAGAAAGAAUCCGAACGAGAUAUCCAGACUUAGCGAAGCGUUUUCAUCGUAUCGGGUUGCCACUCAAGACUGGAAGUUUUCAAUUAUUUGUAAAAGGUUAUAAAGAUGCAAGUUAUUGGUUACGUCAGUGGGAAUUACAUCCUGAGCAACAACCACCUCCAGUUACUAGAAAACAACUUCAGUUGGAAUUCGAAAAACUCGUUGUGCUCGAUUAUAUUAUUCGUAAUACAGAUCGUGGCAAUGAUAACUGGUUGAUUAAGUAUGAACCUGCAGACACCCAUAUUCCUCAAAAACUUAACCCUUCAGUGCAACAGGUUUGUUAUGGACUUUACAAUUAUUAUCAUAUCACUUCUUUUUCAGCACAUAAAAUUGAUGUCACUGAUGAUGAAAAUUGGAACCAUGUGUCAAUGCCUACGAUUAAGAUAGCAGCUAUCGAUAAUGGUUUAGCUUUCCCCAUCAAACAUCCCGAUGAAUGGCGCACUUAUCCAUAUCGAUGGGCAUGGUUGCCUAUGGCAAAAGAACCAUUUAGCGAAGAAAUUGUUGAUUUGGUUUUACCAUUUCUUGACAAUGUGAAUUGUGUCAAGGAAUUGUGCAACGAUCUGAAAAAACUUUUCAAGGAAGAUCUUGGCUUUGAUAAAAAGAUAUUUGAACUACAGCUAAGUGUAAUGAGAGGUCAAAUAUUUAAUUUAUGCGAGGCACUCAAGCAAAGGAAAUCUCCUUUACAGCUUGUCCAGGUUAUUUCUGAAGCGGCGAGUGCAUCAUCAUCAGGUGCUUCUGAAAUGCCAAAAAGUUGGUUCGAGACCUAUCAACAGAAAGUGCAAACUCGCUCAGCAUUUUUCACUUGGUGGUGA
Dracunculus medinensis (Guinea worm) is the source of this 1083-nucleotide messenger RNA. The record is from the annotation of a GenBank genome assembly. Lineage: Eukaryota; Metazoa; Nematoda; Chromadorea; Rhabditida; Dracunculidae.